CGAAACUUGUCCUUCGCAGUGAACGCGUGAGUGUAUGCACACUCACAGGCUGCUCCAUGAAUGCGGUUCUUCGGCACCCUUUCCGCGUUCUUGCUCUCGAGUCGUCUGCCGAUGAUACUUGCGCUGCCGUAGUGGACGCCUCCCGUCGUAUCUGGUCCAACGUGGUCUGCCGACAGAACGACCUGCACGAACGGGACGGUGGAAUCCAUCCUUUGAUAGCUCUCCGCGCACACCAACGCAACAUGCCGAGUGCAGUUCAACGGGCACUAAGGGAGGCCAAGCUCGAAAUGUCGGAUAUUGACGGCGUGGCCUUCACCAGAGGCCCAGGACUACCUGGCUGCUUGUCUGUAGCUACGAACGCUGCGAAAACGCUAGCUGCUGCCUGCAACAAACCUCUUGUCGGAGUGCAUCACAUGCAAGCUCAUGCUCUCACAGCGAGCUUGACCUGUGACAUCCCUCCCAAAUUUCCUUUUCUGACACUGCUAGUCAGUGGCGGACAUACUAUGAUUGUCCUCGCAACAUCUCUCACAGGAUUUCGCAUCGUCGCGACGACAGCAGAUAAAAGCAUUGGGUCUGCAAUCGACCGCGUUGUUACUCUCUUGCAGAUAAAAUGGACAUCGCUCGGUCCAGGCGCUGGUCUAGAGAAGUAUUGUGCCGAGCCCGGCGUGGGGUCCGAGGGCCCUGAACCCGAGUACCAUGCCCCGAAUCCAAUGCCGGGCAAACUCGCAUUUUCCUAUGCUGGCUUGCAUUCCUGGGUGGAGCGCACCGUAGCGGCUGCUGCUUUUGCUCAUCUGGAGGCCAAGUUGCUGCUUGCUCUCAAGCUUUGUCAGUCGGAGGGACAUGUGAUUCGGCAAGUUGUGGUCAGUGGAGGCGUAGCUAGCAACACGCUCUUGCGAGAGCGGCAAGCUUCUCUCCCUUGUUGUGCAGUCGCGUUUAUAUCUUCGAUAGACAACGCUGCCAUGAUAGCUUGGGCGUCUAUGCACCGCUUCCUCGCCGGUGACCACGACGACUAUUCGAUCCAUCCUGUUCCGUCAUGGAGUCUCCAGGACAUUCUCAAUCCCCCAGAGCCUCUACCUCCAAGUAUCGGAGUGAAACCAGCAGUCAAGCUGGACGUUUGA
Molecule: messenger RNA, 1118 nt
Organism: Mycena citricolor
Lineage: Eukaryota; Fungi; Basidiomycota; Agaricomycetes; Agaricales; Mycenaceae
Source: the annotation of a GenBank genome assembly